AUGAUGAAAGCUUUACUGUUCCUGUUCCUUGCUUUCUCGACUUCUACAGAGGCAGCAAGGAUAUUAGCUUUCUUUCCAAUGCAAGCCAAGUCACAUCAGUUCGUAUUUAGACCCAUCAUAGAAGAACUAGGCAAGAGGGGGCAUGAGGUCGUAUACGUCACCGGAUUCGGCUAUGAAAAAGUACCUCCGGGGAUUACACAGAUUUCUACCGAAGAUUCUCGUAACUCUCCUCCCAAAGACUUUCAGAAGUUCUCUUUCGUGGAUUUCGGCGAGCUCAGCGUUCCAUUCUUCACAAUAAUGAUGCACGAGAUAUUUCUAAUGAUUGCUCCCCUCUUACUCGGUCAUCCAAAGAUCCAACAGCUGAUACACUCAAACGAGAAAUUUGAUGCGAUUUUAAUGGAAUCUUAUUUCAGCCAUCAGUUCAUUUCUCCGUUUAUUCACAAAUUUGGAGCAGUUGGAAUAGAAGUCAUGCCUCUAGGGGACUGCGCUUGGACGGAUGAACUCACAGGUCUGCCAGAUAAUCCGGCAUACCAGUUAGAUUACAAGUACGAACACACCAAUGACCUCAACUUCUUCGAAAGGCUCUACAACGUCUACGUGACUACUACCGUUACAAUCCUCGGAUACUUUUACCUCUACAAGCAACAGGCAGUGGCCGACACCUACAUGAACUACACCGGCUGGGAGACCAGGCCUCCUCUUCACAAGAUGGUAUCCAACAGGAGUAUCAUCCUCACCAAUUCCCAUUUUGCGGUGGGUUAUCCUGUUCCAUUGGCACCUCACAGGAAGGAAAUAGGAGGAAUCAACAUUAGACCGCCAAAGCCUUUGCCGAAGGAUUUGCAAACGUUUAUGGAUCAAAGCAAGCAAGGUGUUAUUUAUAUGUCUCUUGGAUCCAAUGUAAGAGUUUCGGAUGUCGCCAACGAAGACAUACGUGAAGCCUUCAUGAGCGUAUUUCAAGAACUUCCCUACAACGUACUCAUGAAGUGGGAGACGGAUUAUCCUGGGAAAUUACCUCCGAACGUCCGGAUCUCCUCUUGGUUUCCUCAGCAGGAUAUCUUAGCACAUAAGAAUUGUGUACUAUUCAUAACCCAUGGAGGAUACCUGAGCAUCUCAGAAGCUGUUCAUUUCGGCGUACCUCUUGUGGGAAUUCCGAUAUUUGGGGAUCAACCAAAGAAUCUACUCAUUGUCGAAGAGGCUGGCUAUGGAAGAUUGCUGAGGUAUAGGAACAUCACUAAGGAUACUGUGGCAUGGACCGUCAAGGAAGUUCUGUCAAAUAAAAGGUACAAGGAGGAAGCCAUGAGAAGGUCCAAGCUGUUCCGGGACAGAAGACACAGCCCCGCAGAGGAAGCCGCGUACUGGAUCGAACACGCCAUCAAGUACCCCAACGCACUCACCCCUAAAGCAGCUUGGCUUUCCUUCGUGCAACUCCAUCUCAUUGACGUUAAACUGUUCUUAUUGGCAGCAUUAAUAUCUAUACUGUACGGUAUCAGCAAGUUGCUGAGUACCGUAGGAAAGCUCUGGAAGUCGAAAUCAACAGAAAAACUAGAUCCGAAAAAGAAACUGAAGAAAAACUAAUAA
Molecule: messenger RNA, 1578 nt
Organism: Nezara viridula (southern green stink bug)
Lineage: Eukaryota; Metazoa; Arthropoda; Insecta; Hemiptera; Pentatomidae
Source: the annotation of a GenBank genome assembly